Kickxella alabastrina is the source of this 4386-nucleotide messenger RNA. RefSeq lists its product as uncharacterized. The record is from RefSeq and is a predicted model, not a curated record. Gene Ontology annotation, molecular function: guanyl-nucleotide exchange factor activity. The transcript has a single exon. Bases 312 to 4274 code for a protein of 1320 amino acids. NCBI's taxonomy places the organism in Eukaryota, Fungi, Kickxellomycota, Kickxellomycetes, Kickxellales, Kickxellaceae.
CCGAUGUUUUCUUUUUCCCCCACUCUGUUUUUCUAUGUCAAAAAAAGCAAACAUGAAAAGCAGGUGGGGGGAAACUGAGCUUUGGUUGGAACUCAAGCUUGGAGGAUAUGAGCAUCCGAGGCAUUUAUUUUCCCUGAUUUUUCUGCAUUGGCUUAAACCUUUGCAAUGGUUUCAUUUGCUGGCCAAUUUUUCUUCUUUUUUCUAACACCGUACGGCCAUGCUGCCACAUUUUAAUCAUAUUGACUGGGUUUUCAAAACAAUUAGGCACACCAAACAACACAGCCGCGACACACGCCGCAUUAUAUUCGCAGAUGCCCGUCUCUGGGGAUUACACCCAGCCAAAUUAUCAUCAACCACAUCCGUCCAUGCAGCGGCAUCAGCAGCAUCAAACACAACCCCAACUACAACCAUUGCACACAUACAGUGUGUCACCUGGGGCCACACCACCGCAGAGGGUCGCAUCAGACAAACUACACGAAUCAGAUAAUGUUGAAGAGGAGCUGUACCUGAGACGUGUUUCUGUUCUCUACCAUGAGCUGUGGAACGGCGACUGGAUCGACAGACAGCUAUUUGGCAGUGGACCGUUGUCUCUUGGUAUCGACGCUACAACUGGCUACAUUGGGACUGGGGAUUCGUUUCUUGGAGAGCUGGGGGCCACAACAACCACACAAACAAUCGGUAUUAUCGACACUAUCGACGCAGACACAACAAUGCCGCAGACCGCAGACAACAGCGCCAGCACGAGCAUUAAAGCUGUAGAUAAUGAACAGGAGCUGCCAUCAAAAGUAUCGACGGAUGCCCAAACAAUAGUCGGAACAACCGCUCAGUCUGCCAAUUGCCUCCCUCAAACGAGCUCUAGAAUCCCAAGCGGCGACAUCCAUGCAGAAAAGCAGCGCGUGCGUUUUCCGGAACUCCAGACCUCGUGGUGCUCGCUUGGCGACGAGACAUGUGCUGAGCAGGAUAGCCCUGUGCUGGCACCUAUCCGCGAUUCCGCGCCUGUCUCUAUAUUUUCCUCGUCGGAUUUGGUGGACGCCCUUGUAGGGACUGUCCACCGACUAGAGGACGAUAAGCAACUUUUGCAGCGCAAGAGGUGGAGCGUGAUAAAGGAGCUGGCAAUCACUGAAGCGCACUAUCUGCGUGACCUCCUGCUUUUGCGGGCUGUAUUUUAUGAGCCACUGGCCGGACCGUCGGGAAAUGGGCUGCUGCGCUCAGAGGACAUACGCGUUGUAUUUGGCAAUCUCGAUGAGGUGAUCGACUGCACGCGGUCGUUUAUUGAAUACCUGACAGUUGCGGUUGUGUACGAGGCAAACCGAUGCUGUGCCCUGAGCGAUGGCGAGAUCCAGAGCAGCGGCCCCAGUUACGAGUACGAGGACAAGCCAGAGAGGCGCUCGGCCAUGCAGAUGCAGUGGAACCCGCCCAAACACGCAGCAGGCCAUACUGAAUUGGCUCAUCCACCAGCAGGUUUUGGUACCAAAGCCAACGAAGUUGGGCUGAGGAGCAGCGCGUGGGCCGAAAUAUCCAUUGCGCAGGCGUUUUUGCUCACGUCUCAGCGGAUGGAACGUGUGUACUCCGAGUACUGCCACACAUUUGAAGCUGCGACCCAGAGGCUCGUUGAAAUUAAGCAUGUGGCCUCGACGGUCUCUAUCAAUGCCCUGAUGUCAAGCACCAUGCCGACGAUGCCAAUCACUACGUAUCACCAAGUACCACUGGUAAACUCGCCGUUCGCUGAACCGUCCAAGGGCUUGCGCCUGACGAACGGCGUUUUUCCUAAUUUUUCUGGCAGUGGUGCCAGCGCCAGAGGCAGCGGGAAUGUUGCCAACAGCGGCAUUGCUUCGGGAAACAGCAAUUUGAACGUUCAACUGGAGCGAUGGGACCCGGAGGAUGUGUACUCGGCCAUGGUCUAUCAGUUUUUGGUCGAACAGGCCCAGCUUCUGGCUGGGAAAACGACCAGCUGGGACCUGUCCUCGCUGCUUAUCAAGCCAGUUCAGCGAAUCCUUAAAUACCCGCUGCUCAUUCGGAGCCUGCUUAGUUUGACCAGGGUUCACACGUCCGACCAUGGCCAACUUGAGAAGGCGGCCCAGACGAUUGAGGGCAUUGCCGAGAACAUCAAUUCAGUCAACAGUACAGCUGGCUUGCGCAUCUCGACAGCGACCAGCGCGUCAGUAGGCUCAGCGCCCAAUGACGACAACCAGAACCGCAUUACGCGCGAGCUGCGUCGUGUGCUUCGCCGCCGGCCGGGAAAUCUCGGACAUCCGCAUUCAAAAUCAAUCCCAGACAACGUCACAUCGGCUCGGCAGCGCCUAACCAUGCGGCCGAAGAGCCGCAGUAAGGACUCUGCAGAGCCACCCAUGGGGGUAGGUGGAGUAAGCGGCAACACGUCUUCCAGCGUGGUUGAGACGCUGGUUGAGCAGCACGAGCUUCGCAUAUCCGAGCUUAUUCGCAGCCUGCGGCAGUGGGAGAGCAACCUGGGCUCAAUGCUGUCCCAACAGGUAGCACUAGCUGGGCGCUGGCGUGACUUCUACACCCUAUCGGCCAGGGACACUGGGAGCAUAACUGCAGCAGAAACGCAUUUUAAUAUCCUGUCGACAGAAGGUUGUGUUCAGUCCGGUGGUAAGCCGCUUGAUGCCGAUGGGAUGGUCUACCGAGAGUACAGUUUGCACCAGCAGCAGCCGACGCAGAAUGUACGUUACUCCUACACCGGGUGCCUGUAUAACGACCAGCUUGGGCCGCGGGCGAGCAAGUCAUACAACAUGCUACGCGCGCACUCGAGCUUUGUGGAAUUGGACAUCAACUUGCCGGAGACCACACCAGCAACUCAAACCCCGGAUAACUAUAACACUGCCAGCAGCAAUAUAUGUACCAGCAAAUCGGAAUGGCAAUCGCUCAAGAGGGGUCGUGUUGUUCAGUACCAUGCAGCCCUGGAGAAAGUAUACAAGUCCGUGUACCCCAGGCUGAUAUGCAAUGCGCUACUCUCUAAUAUCUACCCGGUGCUGAACUCCCUGCUUCAGGUGUACAGUGACGGACCGCGCAGAAUUCUAAGUGAAAUAACGCGGAUAUCCAAUUUGAGCGACCUGUAUCAACAUCCUUCUUCGGACUGCGGCGAGGAUCGGGUAGUCGUUCUUCACAAUGCGCUGGCCGCCGAUCUUCCAAAGCUCUUUGAGCAUGAGCGAACUAUUGUGCGCUUGUUGGCCGAGCGCAUAGUCACACUGAAGCACGAAUUUUACCUUGAGACAAGCGAUAUUUUGUCUGCUGCACGCGGCGACAUUGACUUUAAUAUUAGCCUCACAGAUAGCGUCCCUUUUGCCGACGUGACCAGCAGGAUUUCAAGCUUGGCAGAUCUUUCCACCCGUGCGCAGACACCCGGGCUUCUGACAUCCUUGAAGCAGUCCCCGGGAACCACGAGCCAUAGCGAGCGUAUGAAGGCCAUAUUCGAAAAGCAAAUUUACGAGCCAAUCGACCUUGGACUGGGCCAAAGCUUGCCUUCUGCUGCGGACCAUACUAGUCAAAUACAGUCUGGCAUAUGUCUGCUGGCGCAGGACGUCGGUAGCCGCAGCUCGGCUCACUAUCCGUUGAAAGACCGCUGGCGCGAGAGCACUGCAGAGUCCACGUUCAGCCUUGACUCGCUGUCCGACAGCAGCAUUGUCCUUAACGAAUGCCCAAAUGUGUCUAUGUUUGAGGCGACGCCCCCUGGUGUAGCUCGCGCAAAGCAAAUCCUGCCAGGGUACGGUGGCGGUAGCUACCCGACACUCUUAAUAUCUGCUAGCCGAAACGCCACUACGUUCCAGUCAGAAGGCAGCGACGCAUUGGAUAACGACGGCAUGUCAAGACCCCUGACGGCCAAGCCCCGUCGCAAAAAGUCAAGCGGCUUUAUCGACCGGAUUUCCAAUUUUAAACCAGGUCGAGCGGUGCGCACCCACUUGGGACUUUCCCAGACUAAUAGCCAGUUUACAGACAAAGAUUAUGGCAGCGCGGAUCAAGUCAAGUCGCGUGCGCAGCCUGGAUCGAAUAGUAUUGUUUCGGAGUAUAACGAAGGCCUGUUCAUUUCCAACAGUCAUCGCGUGAUGAGUGAUAUCGGUCUGUGUGGCAGAGAUGGUAAGGGGGGCUGGUCUAAUGACACUACAAAAUACGAGCCGCUGCCAUUGGUAAACCACACUCGGUUCAGCAAGGGCUUUGUUGACGAGACAUUUCGGUUUUUAACUUUGCGCCAGGACUCAGUGACUGGCACGAGUGACCCUAACGGCGUCUAUGCUGUAGAAGAAGGCGUCGACAUCUAAAUAUAUUUUUUAUGAAAUAUCAGCCCACCUUUUGUGUGGGCUGGAACUGUGUGGUAUACUUUUUCUUUAUGGUCUUGUGUAAAUUUCAACAAGCUGACUGUCAAUUGUUCUG